UAACCGCAGAACUGUACUCUUCGUAGGAUACGAAAUGGCUGUUAAGUCCAGAAGAUCGUGGACGACCGUGAUCUUUGGCGUCUUUCUCGGAUUCACAGCGUCCUCUUGGCUCAUUUUACCUCAGGUUCUGGAAAGUAAAAGGAAAAGAUCUGCCAUGUGUUUGUACUACAGUGACUCCGCCGUUGCUAUAGGUGCUGACAUCCACGGGAAGUCCGUGUCAGUCAAAGAUCUGGACAGUCCGCAGGAGAACAGGCUAUUCAGUGCGAAGAACAGCAGCGGACAUUUAGGCAGAGCCCAAAGGAAACCAAAGCGUUUCAUUUAUGUUGGCGUGAUGACAGCCAAAAAAUACCUGACGUCUCGAGCACAGGCUGCGUAUGAGACAUGGGCGGCUUCUAUACCCGGGAAGGUGGAGUUCUUCUCGAGCGCUGGGUCUGGGACCGUCCACGCGCCUGCUCCCCUCCCUGUGGUUUCACUGGCAGGUGUUGAUGAUUCCUAUCCACCACAGAAGAAAUCAUUCAUGAUGCUAAAGUACAUCCAUGACCAUUACCUGGAUAAAUACGAGUGGUUCAUGCGGGCAGAUGAUGAUGUUUAUAUAAGAGGUGAGAAGCUGGAAUUGUUCUUGCGGUCACUCAACAGCAGUCAGCCCCAUUACCUUGGCCAGACAGGGCUGGGCACAGCUGAAGAAUUAGGACGACUGGCUCUAGAACCUGGAGAAAACUUUUGCAUGGGAGGUCCUGGGAUGAUCUUUAGUAGAGAGGUGCUACGCAGGAUGGUCCCUCAUAUCAGUACCUGUCUAAGGGAGAUGUACACUACCCAUGAGGAUGUGGAAGUAGGGCGUUGUGUACGACGCUUUGGAGGCACACAGUGUGUAUGGUCUUAUGAGAUGCAGCAACUGUUCUACGAAAACUAUGAACACAACAAAAAAGGCUUCAUUGAAGAACUUCACAGUCGCAAGAUCCACAAUGCCAUUACGCUCCAUCCCAACAAAAGUCCUGCCUACCAGUACCGGCUCCACAACUUCAUGCUCAGCUGUGAGAUUUCAAGGCUCCGUUACCGCACAAUCCUACUCCACCGUGAAGGCCUACAUAUGAGUUAUCUUAGUGAUACAGAAAUACUGUGGGAGGACCAACAGCUGGGUUCGCCACCUUCCUACAUGCGCUAUGUGCCCAGUGAGAGAAAUGAUGUCACUGAGUGGGAUUUCCUGACAGGCCAACAUAUUUAUUCUGCCGUUGAAAACAAGAUGGCUAGGCAAAGCCUUGGAAAAUUGCUUCGCACUGCCCUUGAAGACAAUAUUAUACUAGAGGUCAUGGAAAUGAUUAAUGAAAAUUCAAAGACACGUGGCCAUGUAAUUGACUUUAAAGAGAUUCAGUAUGGCUACUACAGGGUGGAUCCAAUACAUGGUGCGGAAUACAUCUUAGACUUGUUGCUUCUGUACAAAAAACACAAGGGACGUAAAAUAACUCUGCCUGUGAGGCGGCACGCUUACCUUCAACAGUCCUUCAGCCGGCCUUUCUUUAGUGAAGCUGAAGAUCUAAAUGUGUCAGAACUUAUGGCUGCCAUCAACUCUGAAUCCCAAUCCCUGUCAUUCCUAUCCAACUCUCUGAAGUUUUUGUCACCUUUCCAGUUCUAUGAGUCAACAAGAGAAAUGUGGGAGCAAAGCCAGAAAAAGAUCAGCAUUCUUGUCCCACUGUCUGGUCGCUAUGGCACUUUUAUUCGGUUUAUGGAGAACUUUGAGAAAGUGUGUUUGAUACCUAAACAAAAUGUUCAGCUCUGCAUCAUUCUGGUGGACAAUGUAAACAAUAAGAAUAUAAAAAAGCAUAUUCAUUUAAUAAUGGACUAUAAGAGAAAGUAUCCUAAAGCUGAAAUGUCUUUAAUCCCCAUGACAGGAAAUUUCUCACGAGGGCUGGCUCUAGAGCUGGGUUCAUCACAGCUUGAUAAUGACACUUUACUGUUCCUCUGCGAUGUUGAUCUAAUCUUUAGUGGUGAUGCUCUGCAGCGCUGCAGAGAUAAUGCUAUUCAAGGGAGACAGGUCUAUUUUCCUGUUAUCUUUAGCCAAUACAGCCCUAAGAUUGUGUAUGGUGAAAAAGCCUCAAGUGAAAACAACUUUGUGCUCACCAAGAAAAGUGGCUUUUGGCGUGAUUAUGGCUUUGGAACCACCUGUGUUUUUAAGAGCGAUUUACUAAAAGCUGGAGGUUUUGAUACAUCAAUCCUAGGCUGGGGGUUAGAAGAUGUAGACUUCUUCACCAAAGUUAUUAAUUCUGGUUUAAAGGUUUUACGCAGUCAAGAACCAGGAAUUGUCCACAUUUAUCAUCCUGUCAAUUGCAAUUCAAGCCUUGAACAGAAGCAAUACAAAAUGUGUCUUGGGUCAAGAGCAAGUGCAUUUGCAUCAGCUGUGCAGUUAGCAGAGAUGUGGCUUGAGAAACACAUAGAGGUAGGCUAUAACAGAACUUCAUCCUGAUACCCCGACCUUCCAGGACUCCUCUACUUUCUGUUCUGCUUGAACGCAGAUAGCUAUGCACUGUGGCACCCAAGGCAGUCAUGUCUCUAAAACUGAGUGUACUCUAACCAAUGAAAUGGUACUAGACACAGCUUAACCAGCAGGAGAUAGACCAAUGUUAAAGACACCAAAAGGAGAUAGAACAGAUCUGCACCCAAUUUAGUGCAGAAGCAAGGCCAACUAUCUGCUUCUUUACUUUCUUCUAAACCAGCUGGAAAAUUGGUAAGAAUGAGAAAAAGAAAUAUUUGGUAUAUGUAAUAGCUAAAUGUAGCUGAUUGUUAUUUUGUACAGUUAUGCAUCACUCUCUACUAGUCUCCUUUUUAUACCGGCAUAAAUGAACUACUUGUUAAUCUGGGUAAAUUGAGGAAUUAUUUAAAUGGCCGAAAGAACAAGUUGAAUUAUCCAAAAUACUUGGCAAUUAAAAAGUACUGUCAGGCAAUGAAAUCAACAGAAAUUAUUAAUAUGGUAAGUGAGAUUUGUGAAUGCUGGAAGUUAUUCAUAGAGUGAUGUUUUACUUUGCUACAAGUUUGUGUCUGUAGCAUAAUUGUUGCCUACAACAAUUAUGUUGCCUACAACUCAGUGAUUCAGUGAAUUAGAUACUUUGUUGCUUCUCUCCAUAAGUUCUCAUUGAGCAGCAUGGUGUGCUGUGCUAAACAAUCUGUAUGUAUGUGUAGGUGAGGGAUUUGGUCCUGCUGUAUUGAUCUAAGCUAAUCUACCUUAAUCUCCCACUGCAGUUUAGAAAUCAUCUCGUGCAGAUCUGAAGCUGAGCCUGUGUAGUUACCGUCUGUCCACAUUUCUUGUAUGCUUCUGUUCUAGAAAUAAGUCCUGCUCAGCUGUCUUAUUUCCAGUCUCAAGUCUAACUAUAACCUGUUUGCUUUCAUUAAUUUUAGAGUAUCAUAAUUCAGCAGCUUCACUGCCAUCAUUUUUACUCAAUCAAAACCUAGGAAGACACACUAAGACAGAACCUCAUUCUCAGUUACCCAAGGUGCAUACAAUAAAUGUAGACACAGCUGAAAUCAAAUACCAAUGAAAAAAGAUAUUAUAGCUUUAUCAAUUAAAAAUUAUUGUAAACACCACUCAGUGUUGCACGUUAUGUGCGUUUAUGUACAAUUGUGCCUUUCACUCUGCCGUCCCAGCAGCUUUCCAGUUGUUGCCACCUCCAAGUCCCAGUAUCACUGAAAUAGGGAGAGAGUGAUUAACGAAUUGAUCUCAGCUGGCCUGCCAGCCUCCCUGGCACUACCCCCCUGAACCUCCAUCCCACUAAUAUUUUUACAUUAUAACUAAAUAAAUAAAAAUUUCUGUGAUUAAACCAAAGGUAAAGGUACACGCUGCAUCUAAAGGCUUGAAAGUGGAAUGCACUACCUACCAAUAAAUAAAAUACUCCGUUAAAGGCAGGAUAACCGCUUUCACAAUACUUUCUUAUUCAUGUGCAAAAGAAAAUUUUUUUCUGCAAAACAAAUCAAAAACAUCUAACAAUUUCAGUCACAGCAUUUAUAAGCUUUGAUAAUUAUGUGUUAUUAUGCACUUUAAGUUUGCCAUGCAGCCAGAUGGCUAAUGUAGGUAUUGUUUUAUUAAUUGCAAUUCAAAACAGACAUUUUAACUUUUGUACAGUUUAAGAUCAAUUUCAGCAAGUUUAUGGCUCUCUGUAACUCUAGAACUGAUAUAAGCAGUAGUAUUUAUUAUAAAAAUGAGAUUUGAUUGUAAAAUAUAAGCAAAUGUCUAAAUCUUGUGUUUAGACUGAAGUCCUGUUUCUGAAUUGAAUAUAGGCUUUCUUCCCUGACUGAUUAAGCAAUGAUCUGGUGACCUUUAAAAUCCUUUAGACAUUUGAGGUAAAUCUAGUAAAGGGUUGGUUGAAAAUUCCAUUUUUAAUUAUUUCAUGUUGAUUUAAUGAUGUUCAUAUGGAAAUGCAAAGAUUGAAUGCUGUUAAUUUAGCUGGCUCUGAAAAAUCUUUAUUAUUUUAUUGACUAUUUUUAUUGUAAUUAUGCUUAGUGUAAAUGAUUGUCUUUUAAUUCUUAAUAGAAGAUGUGUGAUUAUCCUUUAUUGAUUCUAUUUUUAUUUUUGUUGUUGUUAAAUGUAACUACAGGAGUCAUUAGGACAGACUCUUGAAAAGCUAAAAUUAAACACAAAUGAAAAAUGAAUCAACUUUUCAAUCUUCAAGAAAGUGAUCUGGAACCAACUGAAGUUUGAGGGUCAUUCUAUUUCCUUCCUUUGCUCACCACAAAAUUUAGUUUAACUUGCUAGUUUUUGCAGUCUCAAAAGAGUGCCCCAAAAGGCUCUGCCUGAACUUUUGCACUGGUGGCAAAACAAAGCUCUCCACCAGAUGUCACAGCUCCACACAGUUGGUUAUUGAAGCUUGAAGUUGGUGAGUUCUUGGCCAAGCCUUUUGAUUGGUUGACUGAUUAUGCAGCACUUUCUGGUAUGAAUAUUUUGAGCCACCCCUGUUCCUGUCAGUUCAGGCAGACCUCUAGCACCUGUAAUAGAGCUAUUUUACGCUGACCUCUUUCAAGCGUGGGAUGUUCUUCUGAUGGUGCAUUCUGAUAAUGCUGCAGUUUCUCUUUGUAUGUUUUAUUUGUUUUUUGCCACAGAAAAUUGUUGGGCUAAAUAAAGGGUGCUUUGUUAGCCACGAGCCAUUUUACAUGAAUUUGUAUCUACAAUCAAUCACAGAGGUAAUACUGUAUGUCAUUACUGCGUCUGGACUAAAACAAAUCAUGGUUUCUGACCCAAAUUUAGUUUGUUGGAAUGUUUUUGUCUUUGUUUUUGUUUUUUGUUUUUUUCAAAUCCUGUGUCAAAGCACUCCUUGUAAAAACCGGCCUUCACUAAAUUUCACUUUUGUUCUUUGACAAUUUGUUUCAGUACAGUCAGUCAGUUUCGAGUAUUAAAUUCAUUAAUCACA
Messenger RNA from Oreochromis niloticus (Nile tilapia), 5390 nucleotides. Its product is annotated as chondroitin sulfate synthase 3. The record is from RefSeq and is a predicted model, not a curated record. NCBI's taxonomy places the organism in Eukaryota, Metazoa, Chordata, Actinopteri, Cichliformes, Cichlidae. Gene Ontology annotation, cellular component: Golgi cisterna membrane. Bases 35 to 2458 code for a protein of 807 amino acids. The transcript is spliced from 3 exons. Gene Ontology annotation, molecular function: glucuronosyl-N-acetylgalactosaminyl-proteoglycan 4-beta-N-acetylgalactosaminyltransferase activity.